AUGGUCCUUGUAUCCCAAUACCCGAUAACCAGCCUCUCCAUCUGGGACUUGUCGAUCUUUCCCUCCUGGGCGACUCUCUUCAAUUUCAUCUGGUCAUUCCCAGAGCUCUCGAAGCUCCGGCUUGGCAGCCACCUGGAUGGUCUGCCAGGUAAAAAGGACGUCGCCGACGAGCUGACACUUGCGAAGGGAGCUAGACUCAGCGCGAUCGCUAGUCGAGGGCGCUGCAGUCGGCUGAGAACUCUCGAGUUGUAUGACAUCUGGUACCUAUGCUCUAACUUCCCGCCCAAAGGCGUAUUCGGAGACGCUUUAGAGACGCUAAUGGUCAAGGUCGGCGAGCGAGCUUGUAGAGCAGCCCAGUCUGCGAUACAGCCAGGAUUUCCCCUGCUGAAAGACUUUGCCGCUCUACGCUCGCUAACGACGUUAGAGAUACACCUUACCAGAUAUGCGCUUGCACCUGCGCAUGAGACCUGGCGCCACCGGCGCAUGGCCACGGAACUCCAACUCCUCGUCCAGAACAUGUAUGCCAAUAAAUGUGCCCUUAAAAAGCUCCGCUUUCGCUUCGCUGCACCUGAGUCGAUCAACGAUUUGACGCUGCCCUUCAACGCCAAACUUCUCCUGGACACAUAUUUCCGGCACCUGUUCUUCGGGGUUAUCCGAAGCAUUCCAGCGUGGCGCUUUUUGCGCCAAAUCGAGGUUGUGCUGCCCUCGAACGAUCUCCCCGCCCCUUGUCUUGAGGCGGAUUGGUGGACGGACUACCUCCGCGCCGACGACCGGCUGCCAUUUGACGGAGAUAUCGGGAUCUCGCUCUCGUUUUAUCGGGCCUACUCAUAUCUGGACCCGGACAAGACGCUGCCUCCCGCAUGGUACUGCAUCCGCCACCGCGCGGCAGUCGUGCCGACCAUCUGCACCGAAGAAUGCUUCAAGAAAGGGCCACUCCCGUACGAUAUCGCAGAAGGGUUUGAAGAGCUGGGCGUAUAG
Trametes versicolor FP-101664 SS1 is the source of this 978-nucleotide messenger RNA. RefSeq lists its product as uncharacterized. Lineage: Eukaryota; Fungi; Basidiomycota; Agaricomycetes; Polyporales; Polyporaceae. The record is from RefSeq and is a predicted model, not a curated record. The coding region runs from base 1 to 978 and encodes 325 amino acids. The transcript is spliced from 4 exons.